This is a messenger RNA of Anneissia japonica, 4175 nucleotides long. Its product is annotated as ADP-ribosylation factor-like protein 3. Gene Ontology annotation, molecular function: GTP binding; GTPase activity. Gene Ontology annotation, biological process: cilium assembly. Lineage: Eukaryota; Metazoa; Echinodermata; Crinoidea; Comatulida; Comatulidae. The coding region runs from base 121 to 666 and encodes 181 amino acids. The record is from RefSeq and is a predicted model, not a curated record. Gene Ontology annotation, cellular component: microtubule cytoskeleton; cytoplasm. The transcript has 5 exons.
GUUGUUGAUUGACCAAAAGAACCUAUGACAUGACCUCUUCGUUUACGGAAAUUACGUCAUGCAUAGUUACAAAACAACCACAACCAUUAUUUUAGAGACGCCGAAACGCCAUCCAUCGAAAUGGGUUUAUUAGGUUUAUUACGAAAACUGAAGUCAGAGCCUAACAAAGAACUCAAAGUGUUACUGCUUGGCUUGGAUAAUGCAGGAAAAACAACAAUUCUAAAAGCAUUAGCUGGCGAAGACUACACCAAGAUCACACCUACUCGGGGAUUCAACAUCAAAAGCGUCAGCACACAAAAAUGGAAAUUAAACGUCUGGGACAUUGGAGGGCAAAGAAAAAUUCGGCCAUAUUGGAAGAAUUAUUUUGAUAACAUUGAUGUACUUAUAUAUGUAGUGGACAGUGCUGAUACACUUAGGAUGGAAGAGGCUGGGUUGGAAUUGAAUGAACUGAUACAAGAUGAAGAAAAAUUAGCUGGAGUCCCUGUACUAGUGUUUGCCAAUAAACAAGAUUUGCCAUUGGCCAAGAGAGCUUCUGAUAUUUCCAAGGAUUUAUUACUAAGUAGUAUUCGAGAUCGUAAAUGGCAGAUUCAGGCAUGUUCCGCCUACACACAAGAAGGACUUGAGAAUGGAAUGACAUGGGCAGUUCAAACAACCGCAAAGAAGUAAAGAAUGAUAAAAUCUGAAAUCUGAAGAAUGAAUACUGUACCAUUCCGUGAGGAUCAUUAGGAAGAAUUCAUGGAUGGAUGAUGGCAUAAAUUGAGAGCAUACACUUUCAGAAUUUUGUUUGUUACAUUUAAACAGAUAAGGUUUGAUAGUGAGCUUGCUUCAGGCAUAAAUGUGUGUCUUUCCAUGUAUGUUGCUUUGUAUCAUCAGACAAAAAAAGUCAGACAGACAAACCUCUUCAAGCCAACUCUUCAACUUUUUCUCAGUCUGCCUCACAGUGACAUAUCUAGUAGUCAUAAAAUGGGGAAUAAUGGGGUGGGGUGCAAACUUAAAGCGGGAGGCCUCGAUGAAGAAGUGAAAGGCGCUAGCUGGUAAAACAUGGUGAUAUGAGGUGAUUUGUAACUACUUGAGCGUAAUGUUUUUGCCUAGAAAUCUUUCAGUGAGGGGUAACUGGAGAGCGCGAUCUUUUUAAGGGGGGAUGCACACCCCUGUAGAUAUGCCACUGCUGCAAUUUAUAUACAGACCUUUAUUCUUAGUAACUAAAAAAUUGUCAGUAAGUAAUUGUAUGUUAAUAUGGUAGUAUUUCAGACUAAUAUUCGAUAAUGUAGGCUUUGUGUACUGCACUCACUUAAGCAACUGUUAUUGAAAUAGGUGUAUUGUAAUAGUUUUUUUAUCGUAUAGAACCUCUUUUUAUUAGCAAAAUAUUUGAUACCUAAAAGAUUACUCUAAUAGUGUCCAUGAGGCUGAACAUUUUUACUAUUAGAAUAAUUGUGGGUAUUGAAGCUUUAUGGAGGUAUUAAAUAGUUUGAGUUUAGGCAAAACCUUUUUAUACCUUGUUUCGCAAACCCACUGCCAGCCAAUAAAGAUGACUUCAAUUUCAAAUAAAAGUGAAGAAAUAUAAAUACCAGAGAUAUUUUUUUAAAUUAUUUUAUUACUCCUACUGCUAUAAAAUCCUCCAAUAAGAUAACUAUUUCUUCCUCAAUAUUUAAUUAAUAUAAACUAUUUAUCAAUCUGAUUCCUUAUGACUACACAAUAAAAUCUUGGGAGAGGGCCAAAGAGUGCCCUCUAUUGUUUUUACCUCACACACUCACUUCAUUUAUCAUUCAAUAAAUUUAUAUUUUUAUUCUUUCCUCUUAGAAAAUUUUGGCAGAAUCAUUUUGCUAAAUAAUCUAUUUUUUCCCUCCCUCCAUGGUAAUGAUCUUUCAAAAUAAAGUUUGCUAAACAAGGUAUAAAAUAAGUACAGUAUUGUAUUAUCAGAGCCAGUAAAAUAGAUUUGUCAUAAUGACAGUGUCACCACCACAGUACUGCAGUGCUAUAUUUAUGUUAUAGAAGCCAUGCGUCCCUAUGCUAAAACGUACAUGUCGCGCAUAGCGCUAUGCACACACAUACAGUACUUGUGAGAAGUGCACGAUGCUUGUUUCCUAGGUCAGCCUUGAUUUAAGCUGUAUUUUCAUUGGAUCAAGAUGAAGGGUAUCUCUACCUUGGUCAAAUGGCUGUUCACACUUGAAUUUAUAAUAUUAAGUUGUAGGUUUUAAAGCCCUGUCCAGACUAUCAAAUUUUAUUUGACAAAAACAGGUGACAUGCCAAAAUGUGGUCAUGAUGACAUCACACUAUUACCAUAAUAUAUGGGCAUACAACAGUUUGAUAAUCUGAACAGUUUGACAAACAAAAAUUCCAAAUCCGAACAGGUUUUAGCAACACUAUAAGCAUUGAGGAAAUAUUAUUUCCUCCAUGCUAUAAGUUAUAAACAAAAAUCUCACUAUUGUUUAGUGACAAAAACAUCUGAUCCUGGUUAUGUUUAAGUGGAAAUUCUACAUGGAGACUAGAUAUUUCUAAUUUGACUGACAUAAUAAUCCACAUGAAUAAAUUACUCCAUACGUUAUAGUAAUGGCGUGUAGAUUGGCAUCUAUAAAUAGUGUAUUGCAUCCACUAUGAACCCACGUCGGCUAACAAGUGUUGGUGUAGUGUGGGGCCGGCUGAAAUAUAUUUCGAUGGAAUAAUAACAUUAGUACACAUACUGCAGUGCAUACUGUACUCAGAAACUAGGAAUACUUCUAAAGCUGCGAUUAGGUUAAAUGCAAAAUUAAGUAUUGUUUUUCUUGUUUGAAUAACUUUACUUUUGAUAUACUGUAUUACACUUUUUAAGAAACUAACAUUUUCUUUAAAUGUUGUACAUAAAGAGGAUAGUAGUGUAUUAUCUAUAAUAGUAAAUAUAGCAUUUGCCUUUAUAUCGUCGCUCACAUCACGAACUAACACAAUCAAAGUAGGUUGUGUUAGUUCGUGAAAUCACAGUAGCGCGUCAAAACGAGUGCGUAUUGGUUGUCAAGCAAUUUUGUAUUCUUUACCACACAAAAAGUCCUUAACAACAACAGCGCGUAUUUUGACGCGCUUUUUUGAUUUCACGAACUAACACAAUUGAAUUUAGUUGUGUUAGUUCGUGAUGCGACGAUAUACAAGUCUGUUUAGAAUACAUUAUAAUUCUCUAUACUUUGUUGUUGUCAAAAUGUUUUAUUUUAAUAAGAUAAGAUUCUGUAGAUUUUGAUUUCUUUGAAUAACUCAUUUUUAUAAAAUAGUAAAAUGCAUGAAGCAGUAAUUAAUAAGAAAUAACAAAUGUGUGUGGGCAUCGUCCUACACCACCUGAUGAAGGGCGAUGACCAAAAAUGUUUGUGUGGUAUUUUCCAUUAAAAGUUACAGCAGUCUUGCUUCAUGCAUCUGACUAUUAUUGACGCCAAUUCAUUAACAUAAUUGUUUGAGUAUAUAUUAUACAGUUACUUUCACAUGAUAGUGAACCUAGUUGUGACACAUUUAACUAUGUUUAUUGUACUGCAAAUGAUUGAUUAUACAGUAUUUUAAUCCACUCUAAUUCACUUCAUUAUUAACUGUGCAAAUUUGUAAGUGGUAUUUACUUCUUAAAUAAAAUUUGUGAAAAUAUAAUUUUUCAGUGAUGGAGCAACAAAUAGAGUGCACUAUAGUAAUGACAUUUAAAGAUAUUGUAAUCAGUGUUUUUAUUUUGUAUUUAUUCUAUUAAGCAAUACAGGUAAAAUGCACUUAAAUAGCUCAUGAACUAAGACAUUUUUUUUUAUGUUGGAAGCAAAUUAUUAUGGAUAUGGGGAGGGAAUUAAUACAAAACAAAGCAAUGUAUAAUAUUUUUUUUAAAUAAUUGAUAUUAAAAUGAUUUUUUUAAUAUUUUGGAUUAUUUGUAAUUAAAAGAAAUUGUUAACUUGCAUCAUUUCAAAACAGAUUGAAAUUUUGCAGGUGAAAAAUUUUGUGUAAAUUACAAAGAAUUGCUCAAUAUCAGAAUAAAUUAUUAAUAUAUUGUGCAGUGGUUUUGAGAACAUUCCAAAACAAGAGACAUGGUAUAAAUUUCUGUAUUAUUUUUGACAGUACAGUGCUGUACCUUGAUGUAUAUUGUUUAUACUGCUUUCAUGUCUGAAAUUGAAAAUCCAUGACCCAUCAUCUUGAUAAAUGUAUAACAGUGUUUUAAUGUAAUAAAUUGUAACCUUUGGAGUUUA